Messenger RNA from Heterobasidion irregulare TC 32-1, 408 nucleotides. RefSeq lists its product as uncharacterized. The record is from RefSeq and is a predicted model, not a curated record. The transcript has a single exon. Lineage: Eukaryota; Fungi; Basidiomycota; Agaricomycetes; Russulales; Bondarzewiaceae. The annotation marks the transcript as partial.
GCUUCUCUCGAUGACAACAAUUUUGAUCCAGCUAAUCUGAAGUGUCUGCAUCCUCCUCCUCAGGAGCCUUUGAAUAUCAUGGAACCUGAUCUCCACCUUUCACUAGACAUCUUCUUGGCUAUCAGCAAUGCUUCAGAACAAACCUACCAUGCAGUCCAUGCCACACUUCCACGAUAUGACCCAGAAUAUGGUAUUCUCUCAUACUAUGACAUCAAAUGGCAAGUUGCAGAGCUUAGUGGUAUUGUCCUAUUGCUACAUCACAUAUGUAUCAAUACCUGCAUCAUGUACACUAGCCUAUUUAGAGACCUCGAGACCUGCUCCAUCUGCCAUGAGCCUCAGUAUGAACAGCUGAAGCCUUACUUGAAGAUCCCACAUCAAGAAUUCUAUACUGUUAGGACCACAUUCUAA